This is a messenger RNA of Helianthus annuus (common sunflower), 549 nucleotides long. RefSeq lists its product as uncharacterized. The transcript has a single exon. The record is from RefSeq and is a predicted model, not a curated record. Lineage: Eukaryota; Viridiplantae; Streptophyta; Magnoliopsida; Asterales; Asteraceae. The coding region runs from base 1 to 549 and encodes 182 amino acids.
AUGAUCGGUGGAAAUGAAUUGGUGACUCCGGGAGAAUUCUCGGUUGGAGCGGCUAAACGCUAUGUUUCUAAGGGGGUUUAUCAUAGUAAUAAUUAUGUCAUUGAUUGGUGCAAGCUGGUUCCGCUAAAGUGCAAUGCCUUUGUGUGGAGAGCCGAAAUGGGAAAAAUUCCUAUGGCUCUUGCGUUGAAGAAUAGGAAUAUUGAUAGCGAUGAUCUGACAUGCCACAUGUGUGGGUCGGGAGAAUACAUUGUCAACCAUUUAUUUUCCAGAUGCAUCAUAGCGUCUCGGGUUUGGCAUCAUAUCGUGUUGUGGUGCAAGGUUCCUCCUUUUGUUACUAGCUCGACUAGAGAGCUUUUAGAAGUUCAUAAUGCGGUUGGGUUAUCUAAUACGGCAAAAGAAGUUUUCCAAGGGAUAGUGAGUGUGGGAUGUUGGAGUAUUUGGCGUUUGAAAAAUAAGCUCAAAUUUGAAGAUAAACAAGUUUGGGUUGAAGAUAUCUUAAGUGAGAUUAAAUCUAUCGGGUUUUAUGGAUUAGAAGUAGAUGUAAAUUGA